Molecule: messenger RNA, 2775 nt
Organism: Notodromas monacha
Lineage: Eukaryota; Metazoa; Arthropoda; Ostracoda; Podocopida; Cyprididae
Source: the annotation of a GenBank genome assembly
AUUUUAGGUUGCUGCAGUUGAUGUCUGGAGGGAUUUUGCAAAAGCUGGAACAAGACGCCAUGCGGGCGCCUUUUCUGGACACUGGGGACGCCACGGCGGAAACUUUCAAAAAAGUUCUUCUCCUGGGCGGCGAAUCCAUUGAAACUGAAAGAGUCGUGCUCUCAGUCCGAAAACUGAGAUUUGCUUUCAUACUUCUCAUUUGUGGACUCGGACUAGGAACCGUCGAAAUUCCGAGAGAGAAAAGAAUAGCUAGGGAAAAUAGCUACGAAGAUGUCAUUCAACCCCGAAAAGAAAUUUCAGAAUCUUUGGACUCCAGCGAUACCGAAUCAACAUCUGAAGAAGCCUUCGCCGAUUUCUUGUCGCAAAUCCACGAGCACCCAGAAGAAACACCUGCAGAAAAACAAGAGAAAAUCGAAGAACAAAUCACAUUGAAAGAAUCUCAUGGACCUCUGUUCAACAAGUAUAGGAAGAAAAUACUGCCAGCUGGAGAAGAAGAAACUGGGAUCAAAACUGAGGAGGAAGGUUUCACUUAUCAAAAAGAGGAAUUCAGUGAGAAAAUCAGAGAGGACAGCAGUGAUGACAUUCCAAUUCCAGACUCCAGUGUUCUGAAAGCUCUCAUUGAUCAUACCCAGUUGUGCAAGAUUAUUCUUAUGAAUGUAUUUCUGAAUGAUUAUACAGAGAAAAUCGAAGAACAAAUCACAUUGAAAGAAUCUCAUGGACGUCUGUUCAACAAGUAUAGGAAGAAAAUACUGCCAACUGGAGAAGAGGAAACUGGGAUCAAAACUGAGGAGGAAGGUUUCACUUAUCAAGAAGAGGAAUUCAGUGAGAAAACCAGAGAGGACAGCAGUGAUGACAUUCCAAUUCCAGACUCCAGUGUUCUGAAAGCUCUCAUUGAUCAUACCCAGGACUACAUGGACACAGCCAACUUGGACCCAGAGUCAGAAUACACGGGACCCCGAAAGACUUGCCAACGGUCCCGAGCCCGACAACGCGGGUUGCCCGACGAUGUGAAAGUCGUGUUGUCGUACCCGCAUCCCCUGUCGCCCGAGGACAAGCAGAAAAUGGAGGCGGCUUCGGCGGCGUAUUGGGCGGCUGUCGGACGCCAGCCGCCGACGAGUCCAGACCGCAGCCAAGUCUUUUAUGAACGGCUGGUGUCCGUGAGCGAAAAAGAAGUGCCGCCGCCAACGCCAUCUGAUGUAGAGACGGAGACUAGAAGAUGAGAGAAAGACGGACGGACAAAGAGAGAGAGGGAGGGAGGAAGAAAUUGUCUACCGGACCCCAUGCACUAUAGAAAACCGUACCUUGUUGAUUUAGCGUACCGGGGUGAAUUAUACAUUCGUGCGUGAUUUUACCCAAUUGCAACAACAACAAAAACAUUAAGUUGCUCUGUUCCUAUAGUUCUUAUCCUGUUUUCCCUGAGAUAAGACCCAGGCAUUCAAUAAGUUCUUUAUUCACAUUUUCAGCUGCUUCUAAGGGGAUAUAAACCCUGCUAAAAGUCAUGUCUAGAAUCUUUGGGAAUAAACUUCUAGAAAACUUCAAUUCCUCUUCAUGUUCAUUUCGCUCUGGGCAAAUUAGUGCAUUAAAUUGAUUAGAAGAUACAAUUAUGCUGUUCUUCCCCAGCAACCGUAUAAUUAAAACUUGUCAUCUUUUCCACUCAUUUUCCCAUAAUCAUCAAAUUAGUCAGUCAGAGAAAUAUUUUCAGAUGUUCCUGUGAAUGUAAAUGAUUCCCUAUCAAAUAAAAUUUGGUCUGAAAAUGUCUAGAGUACAUAAAUGAAUUGUUAUCAUAUUUUAAAAAUCCCAGCUGUUCUUUUCAUCUUUGUAUUCUUAUUAUGGUGCUUGUUAAUCCAGCAGUUGUCUCAGCCUCAAAGAUUCCAUCAAAAUGACUGAACAAUAUUUCCCAUCUGAAAAGUACUGUGGAAGUAAUAUAUUUUCCUUGUUUGUGUGAUAAGAUGAAAUAAUUAAUGCCUAUAUACGACAUAAAGAGUCUUAUACUGUAUAGCCCAUUGAGAGAGGGUUAAAUUUGAAGAAUGGUCUUAUUUUAGGGGAAUGCACUUUUCAUUAUUAAGCUAUGCUGUCAUCAUUGAGCCGGAUUUGUUUUCUCAAGUAUUCCUUUCCAUGGCUUUACCUGACAGAAAAUUUGCUCGGAAGUGUUGAAAUGGACUUCUUGAAUUGAAAAAUGAAUCAAGAAACAAGGUUAGCGUUUUUCUUCAUAAUACAUAGACGAGGUAUACCGCCGUAUUAAACUAUCGUGUAAGUGUAACUACAAAAUGGCACUUUAUUGCAGGUGAAACAUGAAGCUUUACACAGCCCUGAUAAUUAAAUUUCUUCUCCAUCACUUAAUAUUUAUGGCUUGGUGGAACACAACUUUCUGCAACGCACAAGUGACAUCUGGCUUACCAUCUGCAGAACCGAAACUCUUGCCCAUCAAGAUAACCCACGAAUUUGUUGCAAAAUUGAUACGGAGGAAGAGAAAUGCGCCGGUUAGUAACGAGAAAUUAGGCCACCAGGUGUCACUGCCUUAUUCGACAACUGAAAAGUUCACUGCCGGAAACUCACCUGGAAAAUUCGAAUCACUGCUGGUGAAGCAAAAGUUCCCUCAACGCAAGAACAAGACUCUGAAAGUUUUCUUUGGACCGUCUGUACAAAAGCAGAUUGAUUUCCUGGCACGGAAACUUGAAGAAAUGGCUUACGGAACGUCUUCAACGACGAAACACAAAAAAUGAAUUCAACGGAGACAUUUGUAUACUGUAUAUAUAUAAACUCAAGAUUUGAAAA